This is a messenger RNA of Cynara cardunculus var. scolymus (artichoke), 1049 nucleotides long. RefSeq names its product WEB family protein At2g38370-like. NCBI's taxonomy places the organism in Eukaryota, Viridiplantae, Streptophyta, Magnoliopsida, Asterales, Asteraceae. The transcript is spliced from 2 exons. The record is from RefSeq and is a predicted model, not a curated record. The coding region runs from base 74 to 958 and encodes 294 amino acids.
AGUAGCCAUGUGGCGAAGAAGAUGGAGAAAAUUCCAAAAUGUUUCCCUCCUCUUUGUAUAAUUAUACUGAGAAAUGAUGAGAACAAAAACAGCAAGGUGGGGUUUCACAAUCCAACCGUUACAUCACCAUUAUUUUAGGUGCUUUUCUUCUUCAUUUUCAAAUUCUCUCACUGCCAUGGCAUUUAAUGAGGUCAAAGAGAAUACUAGUAACGUUAACGGUAAUGGUAUGGCGGAGGUGGACACGUCGUCGCCUUUUCAGUCGGUCAUGGAGGCCGUCACCCGAUUCGGUGGAAUCGGCUUCUGGAAACCCCAUUUCCAGACCAUCGAUCAAGAUGCGAUAAAGGCAGAGGAUCAAGCGACGACACAACUACCAAACAAUCCGACACCAGAAGAACGAGAAACAAUCGAAAUCAUGAAAGAAAUCUUAGCAAUGAAAACUAGAUUCGAAGAACUAAAAGCGAAGCUACAAAAAGAGGCCCAAAUCAACACACACCCUUCUGAUGAUCGAAACAACGCAACUAGGAUUCAAGUUGAUGACGUUGAGUUAUCAAAAAGCGAGAUCUUGAAGAGAGUAGAGGAAGCAACCGAAGAUGUAAAGCAUUGCACGAGGGUUCUUGAAGAAGUUUUGGGUCGAGUCGAGGCUGCUAGACACAAGGCUAACCUAUUUGCCACCAACGAAUCGUAUUCUGGUUGCAAAAUGUUGGUGUCGGUUCCGACAAUGUCGAUAGGGCAGAUACUAAGCAGGAAACUGGUCAUGGCAGAAGAGCGGUCGGAGAAGAGUCGUAUAAAAUGGAAGGUUUCGUUGGCACAAAUUCUUAGCAAAGGUGGUAGCAGGGAGAAAAGAGGUGGUGGUGGUGAGAAAGGAGUUCCGGCAAAGAGAAUGAAGUUCGGGUUUGGUGGGAUGUCGUCUCUUGUGGCGAAAUCAAGCACAAAGAAGAAGAAGAAGAAGAUGACAUAGAUCCUUUUGUUGCCAUUUUGGUGUUUGGAUUUGACUGAAUUUUGGGGCAUUGUAAAACUAGUGUUUUGUGUGUUUGUGAAUGUCAUUUUUU